This is a messenger RNA of Chaetura pelagica (chimney swift), 1701 nucleotides long. It is a transcript of the gene FDXACB1, whose product is annotated as ferredoxin-fold anticodon binding domain containing 1. NCBI's taxonomy places the organism in Eukaryota, Metazoa, Chordata, Aves, Apodiformes, Apodidae. Gene Ontology annotation, molecular function: rRNA (uridine-N3-)-methyltransferase activity. Gene Ontology annotation, biological process: rRNA base methylation. Gene Ontology annotation, cellular component: cytoplasm. Bases 1 to 1701 code for a protein of 566 amino acids. The transcript has 5 exons. The record is from RefSeq and is a predicted model, not a curated record.
AUGCACAAGGGAGCCGAAGUUUUGUUUUCUGUGGACUGCACCAAGCUGAAGGACUAUUUUCCAGCAGAAAAAAGAGAAUUUGAUUCUAUUUAUUUCAACUUCCCUCACUGUGGGAGAAAGUCUGGGGUCGUGAAGAACAGGGAGCUUCUUGCCCGCUUUUUCCGCAGCUCUGCGGAGGUGCUGGCAGAGGAGGGAGAGGUCCAUGUGGCUCUUUGCAAUGGUCAGGGCGGGACACCUGCUGACCAACCAAGGAGGGAAUGGCACAACAGCUGGCAAAUCGUGGCAGUGGCAGCAGGAGCUGGAUUCAUCCUGAGUGAGGUUCAUCCUUUUAAAGCAGAGACUAUCCAUGGGUACCAGUGCACAGGCUACAGGAGUCAAGAUAAAUCUUUCCGUGUAGAAGGUGCUUUAAACCACAUUUUCACCAGGAGCACACCCCUUCCCUGCUUCAAACCUGUGGUCUACCAAACAGAAGUGGAAAACCAAACAGUUUAUUUUCAAGUACCACAAGUACUUGUGGAUAAAAUUGAUAGGGGUUUUCUAGAACUCAAUUCCAAUCAUCCAGUAAGGACAGUAAAGGAGAAGCUCACUGCAGAGCUCGACCAAGCCUUUCUGCUGCAGAACACUGACUGCUGCCUUCCCCUGCUCCACCAAGGUCACCUCAGUGGGGUUUGUCACUCAAAUCUCUUUUUGAUCACUCUGAGCCCAGAGGAGACUCCAAGCACUGAGGAAGUGGCAAAUGAAGUUUCAUCUCCUCAUGUUGACUUUUGCAGGGACACAGAUGGGAGUGGCUGGGUACAAGGGGGAUGCCACCUUUCAAAACAGUAUUAUCUUAGACCUUCCCUUCUACCUUAUGCUCAGGCAAUAAUACAAAGAGGAACCUUUGUCCCAGGAAUACUUACAGUUCUGUCUGGCCCAGUUUUCAGGAAGUGUCGUAUCACUCCUUACUCCAUGCCUGUUUUUCAUGAGAUCAUAUUUGCCUGUACAGUUAACAGGGGCACAGAGAGCAGCUGUAUCCAGAUGUUGGUGAAGAACAUGAAAACCAGCAUACAUUCUCUUCACCAGGCUGUUUCCAGCUCUAAACUGAGUAUCAGUCUGCAGGAAGCAACGAGCUUUGAGACAACUGAGCUCAAUGACUUUGCUGCUUUUGAAUCUCAGCUUAGUCAGGUUCAGUACUUCAUCUGCAUGGACACAGACACUUUGGGCUCCUGUGAGAGGGGCCUCUGUGCGGGAGUUGUAAGGACAGCUCAUGAUGAAUUAACCAGCAGUGACUUGGUUGUUGUCUUGGCUUCGUUGAAUCUCGACCUCCUGGCCAUGCUGAUCUGUGGAAUUCCUGACUGGCGGAUGCUCUGGACAUCAGACAAACGGUUCCUCCAGCAGUUUCCUAGAGGGGAGUUAAGGCUUUUCAAGAGUUUUUCUCUGUAUCCACCUUCCUAUGUCCACGAUGUCAGCUUUUGGCUUCCUGAUGGGGAGCGAUUUGAUGAAGUUGCUUUUCACACCAUUGCUAGGCAGGUGUCAGGUGAAAUGGUGGUGUCCAUCCAGUUAAUUGACAGCUUCCAGCGGGCAGAGACCGGACUGAAGAGCCUGUGCUACAGGCUGACCUUCCAGUCCUGCGACAGGGCCCUGAGCCGCCAGGAGGUGGCACAGAUGCAGGAGAGAUUUCGGAAGGAAAUUGCCCAGUGCCUGGGAGUGACUCUUCGCUGA